Alternaria viburni is the source of this 1848-nucleotide messenger RNA. RefSeq lists its product as uncharacterized. Bases 1 to 1848 code for a protein of 615 amino acids. NCBI's taxonomy places the organism in Eukaryota, Fungi, Ascomycota, Dothideomycetes, Pleosporales, Pleosporaceae. The transcript is spliced from 3 exons. The record is from RefSeq and is a predicted model, not a curated record.
AUGGCUCGAUGGACGAACGACGAGCUAGCUGUUGUCUUGAACCACUUGGAUUGGUGCCUAACCAAUGAGGAAAGUUUCUGGUCAACAAUCAUAGACACACUGAGACCGGUAUCUGAAGAACAUCUUACACCAAAGCAGAUCGAGGAUCGUCUGAUUGGGUUUUGUACCAAACAAGGAGGAGGGAUUACGUAUAACGACUUGGUCGAACGUGGCACACCCCUACUCAAUGACUCCACGCUUCGGAAGUCUAUCACGGAUAUCAUGGACUGCAGGAGACCGGAACUUGGUCUAGGCGCUUUCGAGGGACGGGCGAAAGAGAUUCCUCCCGCCCCUCCCGGGUCGUCAAAGCCAAUCUACGCGGAGCUCAAGGCGACAUACAAGGGGAAACCCCCUUCGCUACCGAAGGAGCAUCGCCGAACUCUUACGAUCGACCUCACACGGCGUCAGAGACCUCCUCGCUCCAUCAGCCCUCAGGUACGCAUACCGAGUCGUAGCCAGAACAAACGGAAACGAAAACGUCGGAUAAGCGUCUCUUCUGCCGAUAGCCUCUCCGGGACUUCCAGAACUCCGGCUGAACCAUCAACGGUACCCAAUCCGACUGUGCCUCUCAAGGAUCGGGCGGCCAUCAACGACCUAUCGGACCUGCAAGCAAGACUUACGGCUCUCGAAGGGAAGUUAAGCUCGAUGAGUCAGAUAGCAGACACUAGAGCUAGGAGCGUGCAAGAGAUCGAACGAGCCUUGAAUAUGGCUGUCGGCUGUCUGGCUUGGCUUCUCCGAAAGCAAACCGGUCCUAAGAGUCAAGUGCCUGACGAGAUAUUCACGACCAUGCAGGUAGUCGAGAGGUCAUUCAGAGACUCCCCAGGGGACGCAUUUGCCAGGCUUGUGCAGGAUCUACAACAAGCAAACGUCGUUCGACACGAGUAUCAAACCCUUGUCAGAGCCCUGAUAGGACAGCGCGACUUUGAGAAGAAGGCGGAGUUCCCUGCUGAGCCUCGCAAAGGCGAUCUUGCGAAGCUUUGGCGAAGCAUCAGAGUACCACUCAAAGAUGCUAUGUCCGAAGACUCCUUCGCUGUUUCUCCGGUUCAGUUGGCUGUGGCUGGUACUUUGUCAACAACACAUCUUGAACAUCUUGUCGAAGAGGAUCUGAACAGUAUAAUCGAACCGCAUGAUUGGAUAUACAGGCGGCGGCAGCAUUGGGGAAGUCCGCUUGCUGUCCAACAUCUUCUGGCAGUUGUACUAUGCCAAUUGUUGUUCCGCGGAACUGAAACCAUGUGUGAGGUUACGCCUUGGGCCGAGCAGAUCUACAAGACUGUGGCAGAUAGAGAAGAGGUCAGGCAUCUCGAUAGACUGGCCGCCCAGCUAUUCUUCCAAGAGUCUUGCUUCCAGGACAAGGUUCUGCCGAAUCGUGUUUCUGAAAUUUGCGAAUGCCUGGAGGCUUGCGCCAAAACUAUCAAUGGCGCCACGAAUACGAAUCCGCCUCUUCAACACACCAAUAUCAUGUCAACAGGCAUCGUUCAAAAAGCUCUUCGUCUCAAGCGGACACUCAUGCUGAGCCUUCACGAACACCGGGUCUACUUUGCCAGGCCCGACACCAGCUUUGAUCCAUUUUGGAUGGAGGCAGAAGACCACGGGGGUGAUAGUUUGGAUUCGCUUUCCUGUGUCGAGAAGAAGGUCUCAAUUUGCCUGUUUCCUGCACUUGUUCGGGCUCCAACGGAGAAGCUACCUGAAGAUGCGGAAAUUGCUGCGGCACUGAUACAGGCGAAGAGAUUCUUUCCUUCAAGUGAGGAGGUAAGCCCAAGCAUGGAUCAGGACGUUGUUAUCACCAAGGCUGUUGUGCUAGUGUAUUAG